CUUCCCUUUGUCGGCUGCGCAUCGGCGGCAUCCUCGGUGCAAUCAUGACGGUGGGAAAAAGCAGCAAGAUGCUGCAGCACAUUGACUUCAGAAUGCGCUGUACCCUUCAAGAUGGAAGGAUCUUUAUUGGAACAUUCAAGGCAUUUGACAAACACAUGAAUCUCAUCUUAUGUGACUGUGAUGAAUUUAGAAAGAUUAAGCCAAAGAACUCCAAACAGCCAGAACGUGAAGAAAAGAGGGUACUUGGUCUAGUGUUGCUUCGAGGGGAGAACUUGGUGUCCAUGACUGUUGAAGGCCCACCUCCCAAAGAUACUGGCAUUGCCAGGGUUCCAUUGGCAGGAGCUGCUGGAGGACCUGGAGUAGGCAGGGCAGCUGGCAGAGGUGUACCUGCUGGAGCACCUAUGCCUCAGGCUCCUGCUGGACUGGCAGGACCAGUACGUGGUGUGGGAGGACCAUCACAGCAGGUUAUGACGCCUCAGGGUCGUGGUAAUGUGGUAGCAGCUGCCACAGCUAGCAUUGCUGGAGCCCCAACACAGUAUGCAGCAGGUCGUGGAGGACUACUUCCACCAAUGGGCAGAGGAGCACCCCCUCCAGGCAUGAUGGGGCCACCCCCUGGCAUGAGGCCGCCAAUGGGUCCACCAAUGGGAAUGCCUCCAGGCAGAGGAGGACCUAUGGGAAUGCCACCUCCAGGCAUGAGACCACCUCCACCUGGACCUCCCCCACCUGGCAUGCGACCCGCUCGGCCAUAAACUCAAUACAUUUGUGUUCCAACUCCUGACCUUUCUGUUGACUCACUUUGACUGUUCUGGUUCUUGUUUGUUUUAUAUUGUAAAUGAAGCAGUUUUUAAAUAAACACCAUUUUGAUGUAGGUGCAGACUCUGUUAAGGGGUUAAUCUAACCCCACCAACAACAAACCUUUUGAUUUUUAAAUACAAAUUUAAGCUGUAGGAGGUGACCUCUUAGAAAUACCAAAGGUUUGGUCUGUCCAGGAUCCUGCUCGAAAAAUCGGCAGUAAAUAAGUGGCAUAUAGGUAACCAUUUCUAACCAUCUCUAAUAAGAUUAGACUGGCGCUGUAUCAACCUGAUAAAAGGGUAUAUGAAUGCACCCUUUUUUUUUUAUAGCACCCCGUUAAUUAUGGCAACUAAUCUAGAAAGCUGCACUUCACACUGUCUAUGCUCUAGGCUGAUUGGACACGGCACUGUUACUGCUGUGCCCUUAGAGAGAAUUAGUGGUCCAAAAAUUUCAGAGAUGUAUUUGCUUGUUAAACUGUUUACUAUAGCAGUUUAUGGUAAAGGUUUGGGCAUUAUGAAAAAAUAGUUUGAAAUAACACCAUUGUCCGUUACAUGUAACGAAAGAAAAAUCUUUUGGAAGUCAGCAUAGAUCCCACAAUGGCAACAUUUCGCAGGUUGAGGUUAAUUCUAACCGACGCGUCACUACUAGGAAUGCAUGGAAUCCAAAACCUUAAAGGAAAACUAUACCCCCAAACAACAUCGGUCUCUAAAGAGAGUGCAUAAAACAACUCGUGUGUAAAACCCUGAUUCAUGUAAAUAAACCAUUUUCAUAAUAAACUUUUCUAAUAUGUG
Molecule: messenger RNA, 1583 nt
Organism: Xenopus laevis (African clawed frog)
Lineage: Eukaryota; Metazoa; Chordata; Amphibia; Anura; Pipidae
Gene: snrpb.L
Product: small nuclear ribonucleoprotein polypeptides B and B1 L homeolog
Exons: 7
Coding region: 45-749 (234 amino acids)
Cellular component (GO): nucleus; nuclear speck
Molecular function (GO): RNA binding
Source: RefSeq, marked provisional